Molecule: messenger RNA, 1902 nt
Organism: Paramecium tetraurelia
Lineage: Eukaryota; Ciliophora; Oligohymenophorea; Peniculida; Parameciidae
Exons: 6
Source: RefSeq, a predicted model, not a curated record
AUGAAAAUAUGUUCAAUCAUCAUUCAAAACAAGAGAGGGCAAAAUAUCUUUGUUGUCUCAUCCAACGAUUAUUCUCAUGAAUUGUCAUUGCAACAUUCUAAGGAUAUUUACAAUUACAUUCUGAGUCAAAUUAAGGCAGGGAAAAAGAUUGACAGAUCUAUUGUUUUAGAUUCAAAUUAUGUUUGUAUUUGCAAUGUAAAUAAAGAUGCAAUAUUUUUAGUUAUUGUACAACGAAAUGAAUUAUUCUUGGGAUAUGAGGCUAUCAAAAAAUUGGCCGAAUUCUAUGCCACCUACUAUAAGUAAGAAAUCACUACCAGGAAGUACUAAGAGAUGCUGCUCUUAUUGGAAGAAUUCUUAUACACUAAAGAAUUUUUACCUCAAAAAUUAUAAUUUAAUUUAACUGUUAAAGCCCCUGCCUCCUCAAGAUGCAUUGCAGACUGCGAUCAUCUUUAAAAGUUUUCAUCACUCUAAGCCACAAUUGAAAAAAAUCUAAUUGCUAACAUACCUCUAAAGUAUGCAAAGAAAUAAUAGAUUAUCGAAAAAGAAAUAGAUAUCAUCAACAUAUUUAUUAAGCCUUUAACCAAUCUAGAUGAAUACAAGCCAAACCAAGAAGAACUUCAAUGGAAACAAAAAUAAAAAAAGAGUCUCUACGAUUGUGCCUUCAAAAUGAAGAGCAAGCAAGUUCACAAAGAAAAUAUCUUUCAAAAAUAUAAGCCAUAAAAACCGAAUACCCAGUAUAAAUAACAUACUUAAAAAUCGGCUUAAUUGGUAAAUCAAUAUAAGGGCAUAAGCAGUUCAGAUAUAUAAAUAAUGAAGCUUAAUUUUUAAAGUUAGAUGCAAAAGGCUGGUGGACAACAGGAUCAUUCUAAUUAAUAGAGCAAAUAAUAAUCCUUAAAACCAAUCUAGCAGUAGCACAGCAGACAGAUAAAUUUACUAUUAGAUUAUGGUGAAGGCUUUACAACUGUUGAACCCCCUAAAAGUUAGAUUUAAUAAGUCUAAAAUUCCAAUGAGGAAUAACCAAGAACUAAUCCUAUUUAAGUAAAACCAAAGUAACAACAAAAUGCAAAUGACCUCUUGGAUUUAGAUGAUAGACCGAAUCAUUAAGUGCAACCCCAGAUUCAAUCAACAGCUGGUCCUGAUUUAUCGUUUUUAAGUUUAUCUCCAGUCAAAUAAAAUGAACCUUGCUUGAAAAUGCUGGAGAAAAUGGUUAUUGCUCAGAAGGAUGGAAGAUUAAAAGAAUUAAAAAUAUUUGGACAGAUAGCUUUGGAUGGAGAUUUCACUUUUGAUGAUUAAUCCAACCUUUAACUUUUGGGCCAAUAUUGGUAAGAUACAUAUGGAUGUUAAAGAAGGAUAACACCGAAUUCUUUGGAUUUGCAAUUGUUGAAUGAGAAUAGUUAUAAAAUGAUAAUAAAAAAUGCAAGUUACAAAACACCCAAAGGCAUCAUUGAUUACAUAAUCCCAACCAAAGCAUUUACUUAAUAAAGGAUUCCAGUUAUAUUUUUGUAUAGGUUGGAAUGUGUAUAAUCCUUUGCCAGUUAUUGUCUUCAAUAUAAGGUGAAUGAUUAAUGGCAGGUUCCAUUGCAAGAUAUCGUUAUUGAAGUGAAUCUAGAGAAAGAUGUAGAAUUUGAUGACUUAAAAACAAUCCCAGUAGCUCAAAAUAUCAACGAUAAGUAGAUAACUUGGAAAGCCAAACAAUUGUUGCAACAGUAGAAAGGCAAAUUGAUAUUGAAUCUCACAGGCAUUAAGAAGUCAGGGUCGUAAAUACUAAAUCACAUCAGAAUCAGUUUGAAGGCUAAUACAUCUGUCAUUGAGAAUAUGGAUAGCAUUAUGUUUUACAAUAGCUAAGAAUACAAAUGCCAGAAAAAGCUAAGUGUUGAGUACAAAAUAUAUCCGAAUUCUUGA